AUGUAUGCUCUUAGUGUCACCGGCGAGCUGGCCGGGGUCACCAACCUUCGCCCAGACGACUCUGAGGCGAACCCAUUUUGGUACACAUUCCAGAUCCAGUGUACAUCAUGCAGAGAAACUCACGCGAACUGGGUUGGCGUGAACCGCUUCGAGCAAAAUGAGAUGAGCGGCAGCCGAGGCGAGGCCAAUUUUGUCUUCAGGUGCAAGAACUGCAAGCGCGAAUCCUCUGCGACCAUCAAGGCUGCUCCAGUCGCAUAUGAGCAGUCUGAGCCGGCGAAGCCCAAGAACAUUCUCGAGUUCGACUGCCGCGGACUCGAAUUCACCGACUUUAAACCAGAUGCAGAGUGGCUGGCUGAGGGAUUAGAGUCUGGCACCAAGUUCACGAGUAUUGAUCUGACGGAGGGCGAGUGGUUCGACUAUGAUGAGAAGGCUGGCGAUGAGGUCAGCAUCAAGGACCUCAAGUGGGAGAUCAAGAGAGCAUGA
Cryphonectria parasitica EP155 is the source of this 483-nucleotide messenger RNA. RefSeq names its product DUF866-domain-containing protein. The record is from RefSeq and is a predicted model, not a curated record. NCBI's taxonomy places the organism in Eukaryota, Fungi, Ascomycota, Sordariomycetes, Diaporthales, Cryphonectriaceae. Gene Ontology annotation, molecular function: zinc ion binding. Bases 1 to 483 code for a protein of 160 amino acids. The transcript is spliced from 5 exons.